AUGACCAGAAAAUACAAUUCCAUUCAAGACCUGGAUAUGCCAUGGGCUUCCAAAAUCUCCGCCCAACUGCCCAAUCCACUCAUGCCUGUACCUGCAGCGCUACCAGUCCGAGCCCAGCAGUCGAUCGCCGAUGAGUCAGUCCGCUCAUUCCGCCCAGAGGAUUACUCAAAGCCAUACUGCGAGUUUAUGACAUCUAACCCCACAAUUUUCCACGCCGUCAAAUCCUUCUCCGAGCAGCUUGAAGAGCAUGGCUACAAGUAUCUCUCCGAGCGAGCGAUAUGGACAUCAGAGCUGAAACAAGGCGGCAAGUUCUACACCACCCGCAACGGCAGCUCCUUGAUCGCUUUCCACGUUGGUUCCAAAUAUGAGAGCGGCAACGGCAUCGCUAUCGUUGCUGGCCACGUCGAUGCCUUGACUGCCAAGCUGAAGCCUGUGUCCAAGCUACCGAACAAAGCAGGCUUCCAGCAGCUUGGUGUUGCCCCCUAUGCAGGUGGCCUCGGCACUACAUGGUGGGAUCGUGAUCUUGGGAUCGGUGGUCGUGUGCUAGUCCGUGACCCGGAAACGGGCAAGGUGGAGACUAAGCUAGUCAAGCUUGACUGGCCUAUUGCUCGUGUGCCUACUCUUGCUCCCCAUUUCGGCUCUCCUGCGAAUGGUCCAUUUAAUCCGGAAACCCAAAUGGUACCUGUCAUCGGAAUUGAUAACUCUGAUUUGUUUGAACACUCCAAGGCCGAGUCAAGCAACAUCAAGUUCGGCACAUUUACCUCGACUCAGCCUGAGAAGCUUGUGAAGAUAAUCGCCCAGGAGCUUGGCAUCACAGACCACAGCACUAUUGUCAACUGGGAACUGGAACUAUUUGAUACUCAGCCCGCUCAACUAGGAGGCCUAGAGAAGGACAUGAUCUUUGCCGGCCGCAUUGAUGAUAAGCUUUGCUGCUAUGCUGCACAGGAAGCGCUCAUUGCCUCCUCGGACGACAAAUCAACCGGAACCGUGAAGAUGGUCGGUAUGUUCGAUGAUGAAGAGAUUGGCAGUUUGCUCCGACAAGGUGCUCGGUCGAACUUUAUGAGCAGCGUCAUUGAGCGGAUUGCCGAGGCCUUCGCGGAGGGCAACUACGGCCCCAGCCUCCUUUCCCAGACAGUGGCCAACAGCUUUUUGGUGUCGUCUGAUGUCAUCCACGCGGUGAAUCCUAACUUCCUUAAUGUCUACCUGGAGAACCAUGCGCCCCGCCUUAACGUUGGCGUGGCAGUGUCUGCCGACUCUAACGGACACAUGACUACUGACAGCGUCAGUGAGGGCAUUAUGCGGAGAGUUGCAGAGCGCUGUGGGUCAACCCUGCAGGUCUUCCAGAUUCGCAAUGACUCUCGCAGCGGUGGCACUAUUGGGCCCAUGACCAGUGCCCAGAUUGGUAUGCGGGCCAUUGACUGCGGUAUCCCGCAGCUGAGCAUGCACAGCAUUCGGGCGACUACCGGAAGCUUGGACCCCGGCCUGGGUGUCAAGUUGUUCAAGGGAUUCUUCGAUCACUACGAAGAAGUCGACAAGGAGUUUUCCGAUUUUUAG
Molecule: messenger RNA, 1554 nt
Organism: Penicillium griseofulvum
Lineage: Eukaryota; Fungi; Ascomycota; Eurotiomycetes; Eurotiales; Aspergillaceae
Product: M18 family aminopeptidase
Exons: 1
Coding region: 1-1554 (517 amino acids)
Biological process (GO): proteolysis
Cellular component (GO): fungal-type vacuole
Molecular function (GO): metalloaminopeptidase activity; zinc ion binding
Source: RefSeq, a predicted model, not a curated record